This is a messenger RNA of Vitrella brassicaformis, 1330 nucleotides long. Lineage: Eukaryota; Vitrellaceae. The record is from the annotation of a GenBank genome assembly.
UCUACUUCUGUCAAUCGCGAUGUAUGGCGUAUUCGGGCAGCAUAUAUUUUAUACAUAUUUAGGCAGCUCACCAUCCUCAGCUGGGGCUUGGCAGCAGCAUAUGCUGUGAGUGCGCCAUCCGCCUCGCGCCAGGCAGGGCCUGCGUUCCUGGCGCUGUUGCCUCGUCAGCCGUCCAUCGCCACGGCACAUCGGAGUGGUCUGACCCGGGAGAUCCGGCGAAUACACAAGGGCGAGGUCGCCUCUCUCCUCAGGGCGGCGCGUGUGAGUCGAAUGUUGCUUCGCUUCACGAGUGGGUCCUCUCAUGCCUUGUGUGUCACCGUGUGUGUGUCAGGUGGACAAGGCUAAGGCGUUUGAGACCGUCGCGACUGUCGAGCGAGUGAGUGUGUGAACGACGCCAACCGGCACAUAAGACAGUCGCGUUGAUUGAGAUGAUUGACCUUUCUGUCUUCGCAGGUGGCGGUGCCCGAGUAUCUUGUUAAGAAGGAGGUGGCCAGAAUUGAGAAGGCCCUCGCGCCUCUGGUGGAGCUACGUGCCAAAGUGAUGGGCAUGGCGCGGACCGAGGGGUACAAAGACGGACAAACAUGGAAUCGAUGAUGAUUGUGCGGAAUGAAUGCCCUUUGAUUGACUGACUGAUGUGUGUGUGUGUGCAGGUUUGAUGCUGUUGAGGUGCAGAAGGCGUACAACCAGUUCACAGAUGCGAUGGAAAGGAACCGUUUCGAUCUGCUGAAAUGUGAGAAGUCGCUCACCAGACGGCACAUCCACUCAUUGACGGGGGUCACUGUGUGUGCACGUGUGUGUCGGUGUGUGUGUCGGGGUGUUAGACCUAGACAUGGUGUCCUGCGCCGCAGAAUACAGAGGCACACACACACGCACGCAACUGCAGACACACGUGCGCUUGUUAUCUCCCUGUGUACCUUUGUGGUUUUCCACACAGAGAACGAUAAUGUCAAGUUCGAUCCGGAGAUCAUCAUGCUGGCGGUGAGUCUCGUUCCUGGCGCACGACUCAAAGACGUCAUUGCAAAGGGCGAGUAGAUUCCUGCCGCCACCGCUCACCACACACCGACAGUAAGCGCAGAACGACAGACAGACAGACAGACAGACAGAGAGUGUGUGCGAUGGAGGUGUGUAUGUCAGUGUGCGAGCGGGUGUCGGUCGGUCCGUCAUGUGUAUGUGGACAUAUUGUAUGUAACAUAUAUCGUGCACUGCACCUGCCUGCCCGCCAAAGGAACCAUGCAUUAGUAUGUAAUGUGCGGCCCGCACACUGCUCGACUUGAGAAUUUUCUGUAUGGAUCGAUGUUUCUCCAAGUUCUUACCACCCCAUCAGACCGAC